UACAUGUACAAAGACAAUAGAAGAUAUGAUUUCCAAAUUGUUACGUACAAAUGUCCUCGCAAUUCGAUGCAUAAAAAAUUUUGUCCUCGUAGGUAUGGGGCCUGUGCUUUAUGUAUUUGACACAGAGUCUUAUCAAUUGAGAAGUAAAUUAGAUUGUUUAUAUCCAAACAAUAUUCAUGGUAUAGUAGUAGGACCAAAUAAUAAAUUAGUUGUGUUUGGUACUAAAUCUAUAUGUAUCUGUGAUAUUGUCAAAGAAACAGAGAAAAUAAUAUUUAGAAAACAAAGUAAUCAUCAAUUUAAUGAUUGGAUAAUUGCUAUAGAAUGGGUAGUGAUCAAAGAACAAAUACAAGUAGCAAUUCUGUUUGCCCAUAAUUAUAUUGUUAUAUACAAUAUAUUUGAUCAAUCUUCUCAAGUCAUAUGCUGUACAGAAAAAUGUAUCCUCUAUGGUGGAUCUGUGUUAUGCACUUCUCAAGAAGAUUUAGUCAUUUUCAGUGGAACAGUAUUUCAAGAAAUUUUAAUAUGGAAAAUAAACAACGAUUAUGACAUUGGUAAAAGUAUGCCAAUUUUGCAUCNUCUGACAGGACACAAGNGUGUAAUUUUCUCUGUUAUUUAUGAUCCACAUUUAUCUCUCAUUUGUUCUACAUCAGAUGAUAGAACUGUCAGGUUGUGGAAAGUAGCAAGUAAUGAGAGUACCAAAAACAAUUAUAUAAACUGGCAUACAGCAAAAAUAAUAAAAACAAUGUUUUUACAUUCAGCAAGAGUAUGGAGAGCUAUAAUAAAGAAUAAUAUUAUCAUAACGAUAGGAGAAGAUUCUCUUAUGUGCAUAUGGUCAUUGUCAGGUAAUUUACUCAAUAAAGUCUAUGCUCAUCAUGGUGCACCUAUAUGGAGUAUUGACACCUCAGGAAAUAAUGAAAAUAUAUUCACUGGUGGGGCUGAUGGAUCUGUAUACGUGUGGCCCAUUGCGUAUUACGAUAGUCCAAAACUAAUUUCUUUGUUUAAUAAUAACAAUACGCAUAAUAUUCCCAAAUACAUAUUCUUCUUGAACAGUGGUACAAUUUUGAUCUUCAAUGAAAAAGGAACANUAUUAUGUUAUAAUAAAAAAGAGACCAUUUCUUUGUACUUGAAAAAUUAUUGCAAUUAUUGUAUCAUGCAAGUAUCUCCAUGUCGCUCCUUUGUUGCAUUUGCAUCUAAAGAAGGACAUGUAGCAAUAUAUAAAGAGGUCAAUAAUACAAAUACCAAGCAUCUACAACAGCUCGUUGAAGAAAAAGUAAUGGAAUCUCAAAUCUUUUCUUUACAGUGGUUGAGAAGUAAUACAUUAAUUACAUGUGGAGCAAAUGGUUUUCUGAAAAUAUUUAAUUUUACUGUCAAUGGUAUAAUUCACACGGAAGCACAGUGCAUAUUACCUCCCAGCCGAGAAUGUUGGUUAACAGCUGCCAUAAUUUACAAAGAGUUACUGGUAUGUGGAGACAGAACUGGAAAUGUUUAUAUAUUCGAGUUGAACAACACAAAUGAGAUAAAAAAACCAAUUCAAACGCUUAACAAAGUUCACGGUAAGAUAGGUUAGGUUACAAUCCUUCACUGUAUUAGAAGGAAAAUAAUAACAACUGGACGCGACGGGAUGUUGAGAUUUUAUGAACAAAGUAAAGAAGAUAUGAGGUUUUUGAUUAUUAUACUGUAUAAAAAAAAGAUGCCAAUGGAUUGGAUCAGUAACGUGUUAAAAUUAGAUGGAACUGUGCUUGUAGUUGGUUUUAAAGAGAUAGAAUUUAAAAUUUAUGACUUGUUGCAUGAAAGAAUUCUAAAAAGAGUACUUUGCGGUGGCGGUCAUAGGUCGUGGGACUGUACAAUAUUAGUGACAGCAAGUUUUGCUUACAUACGUAAUAAGAAAGUCUACGUAGUUGAUUAUCCUUUGAAGUCAUUAAAACUACCUAUUUUACAGGACGGUUUUCACGUAAAAGAGACAUGUUGCUUGCAAUAUAUUUUAAGACUUGAUACGCACGAUAUUUUAAUAUCUGGUGGUGAAGACUGCACCCUUCGUGUUAGUUGUGUAUCUCAGAGUUUUAAAGAAAAUGUCGAGAACGUCUACACCUUUCAUACUUUAGGAAUUUUUGAUGGUCAUCUUUCGGGCAUAAAAUGUAUAAGUGUUGUUAAAUUAAGCAACAAGCUCGGCAAAUUAAAUAACAAAUAUCUAGUCUUUUCUGCUGGAGGAAGAGCACAGCUAAAAGUCUGGGAGAUAAAUUUUAAAUACAAUCAACAAAUAUCGCCAAGUGUUGAUGUAUCAUGUUCCGACAUGAACUCUCAUAUGCUCUACGGACAAGAUCAAUAUCGCAGGAAACUUUGGCAAGAAACUAAACAGCCUUAUGUUAUAGAACCAGAAACACGUUACAUGGAUAUUUAUACGUAUUAUCCUUCUGAGGAUCUAAAUUGUGUGUUAAUAUUUGUAGCUUGUGCAGACGGAUAUCUAAGACUAUUCGUGUACAAUAUGAAAACUAACAACACGUAUUUAAAAGUAUCCACCAAAUAUAUAAAUCGUUGCAUUUUGAAAAUACACGUGUUAUCACAUAAGGGCAAAGUAAUUGUGUUAACAAUGAGUACUGAUGGAUUGUUACGUUUCUUCGAUUAUACCAAUAUAGUUACGAAAAUAUAUGAAGAUACAAAUUCCAAGGAUAUUAUAGAUUUCAGUGAUGCUCCUUUUGCAGAACAUAGUCUGCAUCAGUCAGGAAUCAAUUCUUUUGAUCUACAAUAUUUAAAUAAAAAUAAAUAUCUUUUAGCUACUGGUGGCGACGAUAAUCUUCUCAGUCUUGUCUGUUUCCAAAUUGAUACGAACAAUCACAAAACGAUAUCAAUUGUACUAUUAUCCAAGUGGAGUACAGCAAUUGUACAUUCUGCUCAGAUCACAGGUCUAAAAUUUAAAAGUGACAAUCAGUUAUGUAGCGUAGGAAUAGAUCAGCAAGUUGUUGUCUACAAUUAUUUAUGGUCCAAUGACAUCAUAUCUGCAAAUAUUUCAAAUCAAAUAUUUACAUCUGUCACAGAUGUACAAGGCAUGGAUCUAUGGCAUUCUGAUGACUCCAGUAAUACUGUAUGUAUAUAUGGAAGAGGCUUUGAAGUAUUAUCUCUUUAAAAUAUUUAUAAUUUGUUUAAAAGCGAAAUGGAAAACAUUGAAACAAAAUUAAUGUACUGUCUUGCUAGUAGCAGUACUGUAUAAAGUUAGAAAAAAUUAAUCGUGAUGCUGACUGGGAUUAAGUCGGUAGAGCAAUCGUUUCUGCAAUACAUACACGUACAUACA
Messenger RNA from Pseudomyrmex gracilis, 3283 nucleotides. RefSeq names its product WD repeat-containing protein 6. Gene Ontology annotation, cellular component: cytoplasm. Lineage: Eukaryota; Metazoa; Arthropoda; Insecta; Hymenoptera; Formicidae. Gene Ontology annotation, molecular function: protein binding. The record is from RefSeq and is a predicted model, not a curated record. Gene Ontology annotation, biological process: tRNA methylation.